Fonsecaea erecta is the source of this 2385-nucleotide messenger RNA. RefSeq lists its product as hypothetical. Gene Ontology annotation, cellular component: mRNA capping enzyme complex. Gene Ontology annotation, biological process: 7-methylguanosine mRNA capping; polynucleotide 5' dephosphorylation. Bases 1 to 2385 code for a protein of 794 amino acids. The transcript has 2 exons. Gene Ontology annotation, molecular function: polynucleotide 5'-phosphatase activity. The record is from RefSeq and is a predicted model, not a curated record. NCBI's taxonomy places the organism in Eukaryota, Fungi, Ascomycota, Eurotiomycetes, Chaetothyriales, Herpotrichiellaceae.
AUGGAUCUGAAGUCGAUGCUAAACGAUUCUUCGACACAGCGACACCACCACCACCAUCCACCUCAACCGCACCCUCCGCCGCGACUUCACACACCACAGUCAUCCUACGAACACACCCCGUCGUACGAGUCCCAUCCUCCCCUCGAGCGCCCUCCAUUGCCAUCGUCGGCCUCUUCGUAUCAUCAGCCGCAGCCGCAGCCGCCGCCCUCAAAUGAAUACCGCACCUCUGCCAACGGCUCCUAUUUUGCUGUCCAGUCACCACAACAACAACCACAACAUUCGGCCUCUGCCUCGGGGUCGACGCCAGGUGCAACCGGGCAAUCUUUUUAUGCGCAGAGUCCCGGACCGCAUGGACAGAUACACACGCCGCGUGAAGGCAUUCCACCUUCACAUCCGUAUCACUCUCCCUUUGUUCCUUCACCGUCACCGUCUGGGCCUUACCCUCCGACUCCAGGAUCUGCCAACCACUAUCAGACCGUUACGCCUUCCUCUGCCACCACGUAUCAUCACUCCAGCGCACAUCCUUCCUUGAAUGCCCCGUCUCCCACUAUGAGAGACGACUACAUUUCUGCGAACGGGCUUGCCCAUGCACAGCAGAGACACGUUUCACCCCAGGCGCAGUUCCACGCUCCACCGGUCACCCCCCUCGGUCCGCCCGUUGCCUACCCUCGCCCAUCGCCUCACCCCCAUCGUCCGACGUCCCAUGGCCACGAGAGUGUGAGAAGAUCGUCUGUCGGCUCGGUUGGUUCAGUGCAGAGCAGGGAAUAUAACCAGGCUUAUCCGCAAGCGGAACAUUCGAGACGCGCCAGUGGGAGCAUACAAAGGACUUAUUCUGGGGACCUGCGGGAGCGCGAACGGAGCAUCGAGAGCGUCAGCCCCAAGACAAUUCCCAAGCCUGCCCCGGGUCGUCAGCAGAGUGUUGGGCGUUACCAGGAGCUCAUGGCCGACCCCAACGCGCAUCCGAACCGGGCGGCCAUCCCACAUGCCCAAUUUCACACCACCCCGGAUCGGAAUGUCGAGAAUCACAGUCAUGAGACGACGCCCAAGUCCUUUUCCGCGUCUACCGAGCCCCGACCCGCACCACCAUAUCAAGAUUCUUCCCGCCCAAGUCCUGGACCAGGUGCGCCGAACCAUUACAACUCAACGCCUCAGCCGACACAUUCAUCUCUGCCCGCGACACAGAGUCCUCCAGUGCCUCCCCAACCUCAGCCUUCGUUGAAGCGCACUGCGAGUCAUUUGUCGGAUGUGGCGGCGACGCCAUUGCCCCCCAAGAAGAGACCACGGCGAGAAGAGAUCCCCAUCUGGGCCCGGAGCGCACGUCAUAACUUGCCUUUGACAUUUGGUCCGCCGGCAAAUUGGAGUCCACCACGGCAGGCCGUCACACCCAAGACCCCUGGAACGCCCAAAUACGACGUCGUCCCCGCGAAGAAGGAAUCCGUGGCUUCACAGGCUGUCAACGGGCAAUUUCGUCGCACAGUAACACCGUCAAGCGAGCCUCUAUGGGAGCCUUCGGUCACUGGUGAAAUAGCAUAUGAUGAACUUGCCCACCAUGUCUGUGAGUGGAUCUAUGAUACUAUCGGCAACGCGGGGGACCUCGCCGGCGGAGCCUUUUUUGAGAUUGAAGCCAAAAUUGGCAUGAUCUCUGACGAGCAGGCGGGCUUUCGGCUGCAUCUGCCUGUGCAGACGGAGACGGUGUUCGACAGAGAAAAUUUUAGGGGAAGGACGAGCUUCAAGAGUUCGAUGAAUGUGGCUCAGCACAUGGCCAUGAACAAAAUGCUCAACGAGCUCGUCUUCGAGUCAUACCGCGCGUCCGAGGGGACCGGGGAGCCACCGAGGGUUGAUUACGUUCAUCCUUACGAGUACGAUGAAUUCUACGAACUGACAGACGAGGGAUUGAAAAACCUGCCAUCAUCGAUAGUUAAAUGGAUGAAGACUCGACACACACCACGAGUGCGGCGCACGAUCGACGAGAAAACGAACACCGUCAAGGCACAGAUCAUCAAAACCCGGAUUGCCGAUCUGGAAGUGUACAACCCUGAGUAUGAUUUCGACUACCGUAUCUCGAUUUCGAUUGAAAGUCCCUGGGAUGGAGAUCCGAAUUGGCUGACUGAAGUGAACGAAGGCGGUCGCGACAGAAAGAAGGACAGGAUGAGCUAUAGGUACUCGGCUUACCAGAUCGACCUGACUCAAGUCACCUAUCCCGACUCCGCUGUGAAAGAGCACGAGUUGGAGGUGGAGAUUAACAUGGAUCAGGUCCGCAUUGAGCUGGCCGGUGUCGAUGCGCAGCGACCUAACAACUAUGUGAAACUAGUGAAAGGUUUCAUUGAUAACGUUAGGGUCUUGUGUCGGAAAGGGACUCUUCCAAGACCGCCCAAGUCAGGGUAG